GGAACGGCUCAAUGACUUCCGUAUGGCCAUGGAUGAGCUUUUGGCCGCGCCAGAGCAGGAGACGGCUGACACAGCCAGCCGGGCGUACGAAGACCUCAUGCUUGGCGUGGAGCAGCAGAAGAAGCAGUGGGGAGGUACCAAGGAUGCCAAUAUGUUCUUCCCAGAUGCGGACUACAACAUCCAAGCAAGAGGCGAUCCUCAAACUCAGGCACGCCUUGUGACGCCACCCUGCGGCUGCUUGGAACUCUACGAGGUCGGAGGUCAGCAUGCGCAUCCGCACCAGCAUGCGAGGCCCAGUGGCUUCGAUAUGGAGGCGCAUGGAGAACAGGCCACUUUUCGAGCUUCGCCUCCCUGGUUGCGGUCGCUCUCUGCUUUGGCGAGGCAUGACCUCGAGGGCGACCUGGAAAUCCUGGCCUCUAAAUUCAGCCUGACAUCUGCCGAGCUGGUGGAAGUCAGGAAACACGGGUUACCUGCUGGGUUGGCGGUGGACAUUGCUGGCCCGAAGCCAGCGGUCGAGGCAGCACGCCGCGAACUCGUAGAAGGCAUCCUGCAAUACUACGGCACACAGGUAGAGUGGAGCGCCGCGGAGCUCCCAACCGAGCCUGACGAGGAGCCACCUACCAGGGAGACGCCGGCAAAGAGGGUAUGGAUCGGCGCACACGCACAGCAGACAAGGCCCCUGGCUGCUGCAGAGGAGCCCGCGCCCGAGGCUCAAGAGGAGGAGAAGGGCGGCUGGGGCGAAGCCCCGAUGGCCACGGAGGUUGGCUGGGAUGCGCCGGCUGCCGAGGAUGUGUCCUGGGGAGCGGACCCAGGGCCGGAAGCCAUUCCAGGUCUCUUCCAGGCCUUGAGCAGCGUGGGCCUGGAACGUGAGGCAGCCGAGAUCGCCCGUUGUGCGGAGGAGAUGGGCGCCGUUUCCGUGAAAGAGGUUGCAGACAACGUGGACAUGCUGGUUGAAGAGGGACAAGCACCACUUUACAGUUCUUUUGCUGUUGAAAGCCCUGCGACAAACAUGGCUCCCUUGCCUGUGGUGUUCCUGCUGGCCUACGUGGUGGUUGGUGUGGCUGCAAAGCCUGCCUCGGUUGCUUCACCUCAUGAGAAAGCCGCGAAGGGCAAGGUGAAGGAAUGUUGCGACUGCACCGGCGAUCAUGCGUGUCAGCCAUCAGCCAAGCAUUGCAUAAAGAUGAGCCUCUCGCGGAAAUGCUUUGGCGACACCAUCUUCCAUGUUAACAGCAAAGUUGGCUCUUUCGGUGAGUUUGCCUUCGCAUCAGACCUUGUUGCGCAUCCGACUGCGCUGGAGCAUGUGUCCAAGUGGCUUGUCCACAACGAUGUCAGCAGCAUGGACACGCUAAGCGCAACCCCAGAGCUGCUGCAAAGCUUCCUGUUGGAUGCUCACAGCAAGGUGCCGCUGAACCCAUACCUCGGCAUGAGGAGGUAUCUUCAGAAGGAGCUUCGCAAACCACCGCCACCGCCUGUGAUCAAAAUUGGCUGA
This is a messenger RNA of Symbiodinium pilosum, 1489 nucleotides long. Lineage: Eukaryota; Dinophyceae; Suessiales; Symbiodiniaceae. The record is from the annotation of a GenBank genome assembly.